Messenger RNA from Psilocybe cubensis, 3243 nucleotides. RefSeq lists its product as uncharacterized. The transcript is spliced from 4 exons. Bases 1 to 3243 code for a protein of 1080 amino acids. Gene Ontology annotation, biological process: response to oxidative stress. The record is from RefSeq and is a predicted model, not a curated record. Gene Ontology annotation, cellular component: nucleus. Lineage: Eukaryota; Fungi; Basidiomycota; Agaricomycetes; Agaricales; Agrocybaceae.
AUGACGGCAUUCGACGACCUCGCUUCGUUGGACCCCAUCCAGCCUACGGCACCUUCCUUUCGCUCCUCAGCGACCGUUACGCAAGGUUUAAGCAAAACACAGGUACCGCCAGACAAAGGCAGUCUGAAUGAGCUCCAAGAUCAGAAUGAAGAAGCAGGACGAGAACUAGAAGAACAGAGUCACUGGGAUAACAAAGACAGAGAAUCAGAAACAAGCCAUUUGGAUGAGCUCCAGGAUCGGAAUCAACAACCAAACCAACAGACUCGCCGGGUCACAGGCAAAGAAAGAUAUGGAGACAGAGAGGCUGACAUCGACAAGUUCGCGACGCUCUUUUCGCCGUCUACACCGCGCGCCUCGCCCACGCUCGUCUCACAGGCCCUUCCAGAUGUAGGGGACGUUGCGCACAUUGGUGUUGCCCCAACUCAGAGGUCGCAGCCACAACCACAGCCUCACUCGUACCGGCAUCGACGAACACUCAGCACGGCGAGUAGAGCGAGCACAUCUUCUCAACAAAGCGAUUUCGGCGCGUUCGUGUCAGUACCCGCGUCUGAGGACCCACUAUUAUUGUCUGCGGAUUUUUUAGGUUUCGCGGAUGAAUGUGUCGAUAAUCAGAUUGCCAACGAGGGCGACGGAGUGCAGACGCCUAUGCUCGUAACGCCUACGACGGCAACGGCGAAGACUCAUGCACCACUAGCUUUUGGGGAUCUGUAUCAUAGCGCAGAAGGGGGUAACUCUAGCAGCUUGAGCGAUGAUCAGGUUGAUAUUCCGCAGUCCAUCUCACUAUCACAGGCGCCUAACUCAGCGUCGAGUCUUCAAGUACAUUCUGAUCCGUUCCCAUCCUCAACAUCUUCAUUAUCAUCCUUAACGAAGCAAAAGCCUAGAAUGACUCGCGAUCCAUCCUUUUCUUCCAUUUCUUCCCUCUCAUCUAAUAUAACUACUUCUACUACUCAAUCUUCUACGACAACCAACACCAACUCUUCUAAUUCCACUUCAUCAAAAUCCUCCUCAAACACCAAUUCCUCCGCCUCCACCGCCACCUCCAGCACAAACCCAACCCUUUCCUUCUUCGACCAAUUCGCACAGGACGCGCGCGCCCGCACGGCACGGCGCAGCGCAUUACUUGAGGAGCUGUUGAUGCACGAGGACGAUCCAAUGUAUUUCGUGAAAGGAGAGACUGCUACAUCUGCAUCAGCGUCGUCAGCAUCUGUAUCACAACCUGUGCUGCCUCUGCCGUCAUCCCCUGCGCCGUCGAACCCACACGGGUCCGAAUCUCCAUUUAAUUUGGGCAUGGAUAGGGAGGUAAAUGUCACACACGACCUUGACCACGACUACUUCCGCACUCCGCCCCCUUUGCCUUCAAACCCAUUCAAACUCAAUUCGAAUGCGAAUGCAAAUGAUUACAACCCCACCUCUUCCACGCAACAAACACAAACGGCACCGCACCAUUCUUUGGUUACUUCUUCAGAAACCCCACAUCAACCGCGGCAGCUGACCCGGCGAUCGUCCUCAAUUUUGAUGCCAGCAGCAGGCACGCUUGCACCGCCUGUGCACUCACCGUCGGAGGGGAUGUUAGGUGCGGGAAGGAUGGUGAGCUCGCCGCCUGUCGAUGAGAAUUUGGUCUAUGAGCAUGUAGAACGAGAGGGUGACGGUGACGAGAAGCUCGAUCGUGCUCAGGGUCUGACUGGCUCGCUGUCAUCUUUACCUGGUAAAUGGAUGUCAACGCUGUUGCGCGGUGCGCCUGCGGGUUCGCAUCAGGGUGGGAGUGCCAAAGCGACGCUCGAGUCAAUUUUCGAUCAUCCUCAUCCCUCUGCUCAGGAUCCUGUCCUGGGACGGCGAUCGUCACCCUCCCCAUCGCCGAGGCACCCUCCCCAACCCCCGACCUUCACUCACGCGAAUGCGUUCUCCCCGCCUCCUCCUCCCAUGUCUACCUCCAUGUCGACCCCACUCUCCAUCUCCCCGUCUACAUCCUCUCUUUUUCUACCACCCCAAUCAACCCUGACGCAGAUCACGCACUCCGCAUCGCCGUUCGCACCACACAUAUUUAUUCCGCCCUCCGGUGCACCUGGGUUCGGAGGGGAGCGGGAGCUGGGGAUGCACGCCUGGGAGGGUGGGAUGGCAGAGGCAUUGGAGGCCGAACGGAGGGGUGUGGAGAAGGGUGGUAAAGGCGAGAGCACCACACAAAAGGAAAUAGAUCGAAAGGCGAAGACACUCCCACCGAUGUCUGGGUCUGGGUCUGGGUUUGCGCAGGUCGCGUUGGAUAGUAAAGGUGCUGUUGCGAGUACAGGAAGGCGCGAGAGGGAGUCGUCGGGUGGGAGUGCUAGCAGCGCGAGUUCAAGUAAGGGAUGGGGUAGUGGCUUCGGGUUUUCGUUUGGGUCAAUUCGUACUAGUAAGACGUCGACGUCUGCGCCUGCGUCGGGUGUAGCUGGACAUGGCGGCGGCUCUGGGAAUGCGAAAACAUGGGGAGAUGCUCAACAUGGUAAGCCAUACCCUACUGGGCAUAAACAAGGAGAUAGCAAUGGUAUUGAUCCAAUACAAUGGUCAGCGUCAGGUUUAACUUCAGUUUCGCAUUCAGAUGGCUUUGGGAGUGCGGGAAAGGGCCAGGAUGGUAGCAUAGGCGCAUUCAUAGAGCGUAAAGCGGGCAAGGUCGAGUUGGCCGGGCGCAAGGCAUCGACGACGCCCGUAUUGAACGAGGAGCUGGCUGUAUUGUUACGCCCCUCACUUCCUGCACUCUCCCGCCUCCCACGUAUUUGGACUCUCAUCUACUCACUUGACCAGCAUGGCAUCUCCUUGAACACGCUUUACGCCCGCUGCGAAGCCCACGCGACGCGACGCGCCAAACCAGGCGAAGUUCUGAUCAAUGCUGGUGCAAUGCUGGUGGUAGUCAAGGACGCGCAAGGGGCGUUGUUUGGCGCGUGGCUUUCAGAGGGAGUGAGGAUGGAGAAGAAGGGGAAGGGGUAUUUUGGGGGUGGGGAGUCGUUUUUAUGGAAAUUUGUGGAUGGGGUAUUGAAAGUGUUUAAGUGUACGGGCAAAAACCACUACGUGACGCUGUGCGACCCGGACUACAUCUCCUUCGGCGGAGGCGACGGUCACUCCGGCCUGUACCUCGACGAAACGCUCUACGACGGAACUUCAGCACCCUGUCCGACAUUCGACAACGAGCCGCUCUGCGCACCCGGACCACACAAGGGCGUGAGUGUGUCAUUUGAAUGCGUCGGCUUAGAGGUGUGGGGACUUGGGGGUUAA